Molecule: messenger RNA, 1881 nt
Organism: Rodentolepis nana
Lineage: Eukaryota; Metazoa; Platyhelminthes; Cestoda; Cyclophyllidea; Hymenolepididae
Source: the annotation of a GenBank genome assembly
AUGUUUGAAUUCACUAAAGUUAUUUUGAGUAAACUCUCAACAGGAGCAUCAAAAAGCGAAAUAGUCGGUACUGAUUUAAAUCUUGAAUUAAAAACUGGUCACGAAUGCGGUUUGACUUUUAAAAAGUCCGACAAAACCAUUUUGUUCUUGAGCGUUAAAUCUGAACAGCUCAACAGAUGCCUAGAGAAGGAUGUUUUCAUUAACGUUAAUAGCUCACAGUAUCUGUACAUAAUGACAUUCUCCGAUUCUGUUCAGAUAGCCCAGUUUAUGGAAGCAAUUUCUGAUGUCGCAACGAAGGAUCAAAAUGAUCGAAACAGAGGAUCUGUUUUUGAUGCAAGAACUGACACGUGGUCAGCUGUCCAGUAUUUUCAGUUUUACAGUUACCUCGGCCAGCAACAAAACAUGAUGCAGGAUUAUGUAAGGACAUCCACCUACCAACGUGCAAUUCUGGCUAAUUCGAAAAUCGAUUUCCUCGACAAAAUUGUCUUAGAUGUAGGUGCCGGUUCUGGAAUUCUAUCCUUCUUCGCAAUUCAAGCUGGCGCAAAACGUGUAUACGCAGUUGAGGCUUCCAAUAUGGCUGAGCAUUGCAAGGUUCUUGUUCAGGCCAACAAUCUCUCAGAUCGUAUCAUUGUUGUCAGUGGCAAGAUUGAGGAAAUUACCCUACCAGAAUCUGUAGAUGUCAUAAUCUCUGAGCCUAUGGGCUACAUGUUAUAUAACGAACGUAUGUUAGAGACUUACGUUCAUGCUCGAAAGUUUCUUGCUCCUCAACAUCGUGCCAAACGGAAAAAUGAGAAUGGCUCAGCAGAUACCGAAAUGCAUGAUGCAUCCACUAGUAGCAAUGCAGAGGAGGUUUUCGCUCUGUGCAAACCCGGUGUUAUGUUCCCCUCUGUUGGAAAGAUGUUUAUUGCUCCGUUCUCUGAUGAGGGCCUAUUCGCUGAGCUCUAUACUAAAUCCAACUUUUGGUAUCAACAGAGCUUCCAUGGAAUGGAUCUGACUUCCCUAAGGGAGGCAGCUGUGAAGGAGAACUUCAGCCAACCCGUUGUAGACACCUUUGAUAUCAGCAUUUGUCCCGUCAAUGAUCCUUGUGUGGACACCGUUGACUUCCGAAGCGUUGCAGAAUCAGAACUCGCUAAUAUUUACAUUCCUCUUGAAUUUACCAUCAACCAGUGCACAACUAUCCACGGUCUAGCCUUCUGGUUCGAAGUAGGAUUUUUGGGAUCAGAGGCGGAUGUUUGGCUAUCUACUUCGCCAACAGAACAACUUACACAUUGGUAUCAGGUACGCUGUUUACUUGGAAAUGCUCUGCUUGUACAAGAGGGACAAGUGUUGACAGGCCAUGUCAAGAUGGCUGCCAACUCUCGUCAGUCUUAUGAUGUGGAAAUUGAACUUGUGGUACCUACCACUGGCAUAAAGCUAACCAACCACCUGGAUUUAAAAAAUCCCCUCUUCCGUUACACCGGUUAUCCCCCUGCUCCACCCCCUGGAUAUCACUCCAAGUCACCCACUGAGGCUUACUAUAACAGCUUGAACACGGGAUGCGCUUUAGGGCAAGUUCAACAGCAGGCACAACAGGCAGUAACGGCGGCUUAUGUGACUACGAAUGCUGUCAGCCCUGUGAACACCGCUGCGCCUGCCACCCUCAUGUUCCCAGCGUCAGCCGCGGUUGACCAUGAUGUAGCAUCACCUAUGGGUAUGAUCCCUACUGCUGUAGGCACUGUUAUUCCUCAAUCUGUCACUGGGUUGACACUGAAUGCAAAUAAUGCCGAUAUACUCACCAAUGGGUGGGCUAUUGGAGGUCAACCUCCCGUGUUAAAUCAAGCUGGUGGCCGCUUUCUCCUGACAUCUCAAGUGGAUUAUAGUCCGCGUGCAUCAAUUUCGUAA